Messenger RNA from Drosophila novamexicana, 1658 nucleotides. Its product is annotated as methyltransferase-like protein 17, mitochondrial. The record is from RefSeq and is a predicted model, not a curated record. Bases 111 to 1547 code for a protein of 478 amino acids. The transcript is spliced from 3 exons. NCBI's taxonomy places the organism in Eukaryota, Metazoa, Arthropoda, Insecta, Diptera, Drosophilidae. Gene Ontology annotation, cellular component: mitochondrial small ribosomal subunit. Gene Ontology annotation, biological process: translation. Gene Ontology annotation, molecular function: methyltransferase activity; structural constituent of ribosome.
GGAAAACGUGCCAGUUGUGUUGCACAACUUAACAAAAUAGUCCACUGCUUGCAACGGGCGCCACAUGUGAUUUGUUUAUUUUCUUUUUGUGCAGUAAAAGUCCAUUAAACAUGGGCUCGCUUUUCAUUCUGGACACAGCUGGACACAUAAUGCUCGCGCCGCGACUUUUUCUAACAAGCACACACCUAUUGCAACGAUACACAUCCAAAAUCAGUGCUGCAGUUGAACCGGCUGUGCUUGCAGAUUUGGAGCAGGCGGCAAUAAAGCCGCGCAAGCAUCCUGGCAUCAUAAAGCCCAAUCAUGUCGAGCUGCCCAAACAGCUGAGCGAUACUCUAAAGCGCAUUGUGGGUGAUCAUCCUGUGAGAAAAGUGCUGCGCGACAGUGAUCUGCUGAACCGUUACAUAAAAUCGCGCCAUCCGCCGCCAACGCCAUCAGAAAUUGAAAACAAAAAGCGACUGAUUAUUGAAGAGGUCAAUUCCAAGAUGCCGCUAGAACGGUUAGCCACGCUUGGUGAGGAAGAGGUGGCGCGUUGGCAACGCAAGCGUGAACUAGAGAUCAACAAGCGUUUGAGUCAGCGUACCUACGCCUGGAAACGCAUCGAAUAUGGUAAAUACGAAGCCAUUGUUUAUGCCGUAGGCAGAGCCGCACAGGAGUAUGCGGUACUGAAGCGUGUGCUGACAGAGCUGCAGUUGCGCGAUGAACAGUUCAAGCCACGCAGCUACUUCGACUUUGGCUCUGGCGUUGGCACCGCCAUGUGGGCGGCCAGUGAACUCUGGCGCGACAGCAUCUUUGAGUAUUACAAUGUCGACAGAUCGCGGGAAAUGAACGAGUUGUCGGAGCUAAUACUGCAGGAGGGUCAGGAGAAUAAGCAAGUUGCGCUGCGCAAUGUUUUUUAUAGACAAUUUUUGCCCGCCAUUGAUACGAAAUAUGAUUUAGUUAUUAUUUCGCAUACACUAUUCGAGUUGGCCGACAAGCAGCAGCGCCAGGAGAUUCUGUUGAAUCUAUGGCGUAAGUGUGAUGGCUACAUGGUCAUCGUGGAGGAGGGUACACGACGCGGAAGCGAGCUAGUCAAUGAAGCGAGACGAUUUCUACUGCGAGCUGAUGGGGAACAUGCGGGUCAAACGCUGGCGCCAUGCCCACACGAUCUGCCCUGUCCACGACUGCAAGAUUUGGCAGAUCGCACUCCGUGCAACUUUGAAAUUUCCUACGCUCCGCUGCGUCUGAGCAGUGAUUCGGCUUCAGAUCGUCAAAGUUCUGUGUAUAGUUAUGCCAUUUUGAAGAAAGGUCCCAUAACAGAUGCCUAUCGACAAUGGCCACGCAUUGUCCGACCUACUUUGGUGCGUUCGAAACAUUCGAUUUGUCGCCUGUGCACGGAAUCUGGCAAUUUGCAGGAAGUCAUCUUUACGGCAGCAAAGCACGGCAAAGCCGCCUACAGCUGUGCAAGAGUUAGUCGCUGGGGCGACCGCCUGCCUAUGGCUUUGGGCACGCCGCAAACGAAGGAAGCUAAACCUAAAUCAGAGCCGGCGGAACAAGCUGAACUGGCAUAGUUUAAUAUAUUGUUAUAACAUGAAUAUCAUGUUGUUUACGCUACAAGCUCUCACUAAUUGAUUUGCUUCAAAAAACGAGCAAACAAUUUGUUGCUUUAAUUAUAUACAAAC